This is a messenger RNA of Phycodurus eques (leafy seadragon), 3366 nucleotides long. RefSeq names its product apoptosis inducing factor mitochondria associated 4 (gene aifm4). The record is from RefSeq and is a predicted model, not a curated record. The transcript has 16 exons. Gene Ontology annotation, cellular component: cytoplasm. Gene Ontology annotation, molecular function: flavin adenine dinucleotide binding; oxidoreductase activity, acting on NAD(P)H; 2 iron, 2 sulfur cluster binding. NCBI's taxonomy places the organism in Eukaryota, Metazoa, Chordata, Actinopteri, Syngnathiformes, Syngnathidae. The coding region runs from base 782 to 2200 and encodes 472 amino acids.
GGAGGGUCAGUACAGUGCAGUCGGAAGUCAGUGCUCUCAUUAUAACGCUCCUCUGGUUAAAGAUAAAUAUUCUUGACAUUCCAGGAGCACUGGUUGGCAAUAGAGUGCGAUGUCCUUUCCAUGGCGCUUGUUUCAAUAUUAAAACUGGAGAUAUUGAGGAGUAUCCAGGCCUGGACUCUCUGCCUUGCCACAGGGUGAAAUUCGCCUCAAUUUUUAAUCCACCUUGAUUGCUUUUCAACAUGUUACAGUAUUUAAAGUAGCAUUUGGUGUGUAGGAACAAAUGGUCCCACUUUUGUGUUUUUGUUUGUUCGUUGUUUUGGUCCUCAGUCUUUGAAAUGUCAUUUAGCACAACUUCCAUUUAAUGUGAAACUACAAACUCUAUCUGCAAUUAAUUAAUCACUGUUCAGAAACCCCAUUAGGUACACAUGCAUUGUCUAAUUAGAUCUAAUAGAGAUGUAUCAACAAAUAUAUCUUUGUUUUUACACUGUCAGAGAGAUGUUAAUCUAGCAAUAUUCUGUAUUAUUGUGGUUGUAGUUUGCAGUGAUGUAUGACUGUGCUGCAUCAUACGGAGAUGUGUUUCUAAUAUUUUGACCCUUCGUGUAAUUAAAAUAUUAAAAUAUUGGAUCUUAUUAGUAUGCGCAGUCUUCCGAAUGUAGUGGCUAGUGAAUGCAUUUUUAACUUUCUCAACAGGUUUUCAUCUUGUAAUGUAUACUGACUAGAGAGGUGAUCAAAUAGAUGUACAGUAAAUGAUGUGUUUAAUGGUAACACACAUCCUCUCGUUAUGUUAUGUGUUGUUUCCAAUAUGGAGGUUGAAAAGUUUUUAUACCUGCUGUUGUAUUUGAGGGUGUUACUUCUCCCUCUUCCUCAAAGUGUAUUAACCAUUUUGACACAGGUGAACAUUCGAGAUGGAAAGGUGUAUGUUUCCAUCAAGAAAAAGACUCUUAAGCAGACCAGACGGGUAAAGGAAAUGUGUAGUGUUUUACCAAACAUCACACAUACCAUCCUGCUCGUAGGAGGAGGCCCUGCUGCCUUGGUGUGUGCUGAGACUCUGCGUCAGAACUGCUACCAGGGCCGAAUCGUCAUGGUAACCAAAGACUCUCUGCCUCCUUUCGACAAGCCCAAACUGAGUAAGGCUAUGAAUGUGGACAGAAGCAGCAUCGUCCUCCGCUCUAGUGAAUUUUUUCAACAAUAUGGCAUAGAAGUACGGACGGAGAAAGAGGCGGUGACUGUAAGCACGCGAGAUAAAGCGGUGACGAUGAAGGAUGGCGGGGUUCUACGUUACGACCAGCUUCUUAUCUCAACAGGCUGCAGAGCGAAGCCACUAAGUUGUCCCGGUAGUGACCUGACAGGAGUGAAGUUACUGCAGAGGUACGAAGAUGCCAAAGACAUUGACGCGUCCUGCUUGGGCCGCAAGGCCGUUGUCGUUGGAACCUCCUUCAUAGGUAUGGAGGUGGCAUCCUAUCUAGUCAAAAAAGCUUCUAGUGUUUCCAUUGUUGGAACCACCAAAUACCCAUAUGAACGCUCUCUGGGGUCCGAGAUUGGCAACAUGACCAUGCAAAUGUUGGAGGAACAUAAUGUGAAGUUCUACAUGAAUGACGGCAUCGCUGAGAUCAGAGGAGAGAACGGCUCGGUGAAGGAGGUCUUGCUGAAGAGUGGCACACUUCUGGAGGCUGAGGUGGUGAUUGCAGGAAUAGGUGUGAUCCCCAAUUCUGACUUCCUAGCAGGAAGUGAAGUUGAAAUAGAUUCCAAGAAAGCAGUAGUUGUUGACAAGUUCAUGAGGACUAACGUAGCAGAUGUGUUUAGUGCGGGGGACGUCACCUCCUUCCCUUUGACCAGUCGAGGUGAUCAACUGGUCAACGUGGGUCACUGGCAAAUGUCACAAGCUCAAGGAAGAGUUGCUGCCCUCAAUAUGCUAAAUAUACCUACCAAAAUUGAGUCUGUUCCUUUCUUCUGGACUGUGUUGCUUGGAAAGAGUAUCAGAUACACCGGGUAUGGGGAGGGCUACACAGAACUCGUAUUCAAAGGAAAAGUGGAGGAAAGAAAGUUCCUGGCAUUUUAUAUUAAAGACGACACAGUGGUGGCGGCGGCCAGCCUCAUGUUUGAUCCCGCUGUGGCUCAGCUGGCGGAACUGAUGGCAGCAGGCCAGCGGAUUGCAAAAGCGCAGACUCAAGCUGAAGACCUGAGUUGGCUCCAGAUGUAAGGUAUCUGACUUGCAACUCAUUGACGAAGGACACAAGUCGCCUUCUGUCUUGCUGUCAUCCCCUCACCGCCUCAGGCAUUCUGAAAGCUCGUCAAUGUCUGCCCUGCUCUUACUUGACUCUCCGAAUUGUUACCAUGAAACCAGCAACGUCAGAAUGAAUCGACACGUUGUGCAUGCUCCCCAUCAAUCUUGUUCAUCAUUCAGGCGAAUGAUAUACACUGCCACUUCAUUCAUAUCAUAUAAGCUACUAAACGCUUUCAGAAGAUGCAUCAAUUCCAGGCAUAAUAACCUUGUUUACAUUUGUUGUGGCUCAGAGUAAAUUGUCAAUUGUUUUACUGAUUUACUUGAAAAUAAAAUGUAAUUAAUACUCAGGUAGAAAACCAGUCCCAUCCAUCCAUCCAUCAAUUUUCUGAGCCGCUUCUCCUCAGUAGGGUCGUGGGCGUGCUGGAGCCGAUCCCACCUAUCAUCGGGCAGGAGUACACCCUGAACUGGUUGCCAGCCAAUCGCAGGGCACAUGCAAACAAACAACCAUUCGCACUCACAUUCACACCUACGGGCAAUUUAGAGUCUCCAAUUCAUGCAUGUUUUUGGGAUGUGGGAGGAAACCGGAGUGCCCGGAGAAAACCCACGCAGGCACGGGGAGAACAUGCAAACUCCACACAGGCGGGGCCGGGGGUUGAACCCCGGUCCUCAGAACUGUGAGGCUGGUGGUCUAACCAGUCGUCCACCGUGCCACCAAAACCAGUCCCAUACUGCAGUAAUAUAAAAUGUGUGCUCUGAGAUGAAUGAUGUAUGAUGAUUGUUUACGCGGGAUAAGCUUUAGUUCCUCUUUUGUGUCAGUUUUUGUAUAAUUCACUGUCCACGUUUGUUUUAUCAUCUUUCUAUGUUCUCGUAUGCAUCUUUAUAUCUAAAUUUUUUUAAACUGCCUAUCAUGCGUAUUUUUUUAAUACCAUCAGGUCUUUAAUAGUAAUUCAUUUAUUUGCAAUGUCAUUGUAUGGUUGAAUUUACAAAUUGUAAAGCUUUGCUAUGCUAUAAAUAGUAAUCCUUCCCAAAUUAAAAUAACAAACCAAUAGCUGAUGUUUUUUUCCCAUGUAGUUACAGGCACAUUGUUUCUUUACACAUACUGUACUUAAUCAUGGUGGUGAGCAUAAAAAAAAUUGCUUUUA